Mandrillus leucophaeus (drill) is the source of this 2714-nucleotide messenger RNA. It is a transcript of the gene ABTB1, whose product is annotated as ankyrin repeat and BTB (POZ) domain containing 1. The transcript is spliced from 11 exons. Gene Ontology annotation, molecular function: protein binding. Gene Ontology annotation, cellular component: ubiquitin ligase complex; cytoplasm. Lineage: Eukaryota; Metazoa; Chordata; Mammalia; Primates; Cercopithecidae. Bases 664 to 2262 code for a protein of 532 amino acids. The record is from RefSeq and is a predicted model, not a curated record.
CUUAAUCGGCCUCCGGUCCUUGAUGAUUCGGAAACUCCUGACGCAGCUAAAGUGAAUCUGGCGCUGAGAUGGCACCUCCAUGGGCUGGACGCGGAGGGAAGGGGUGCCCAGUUGGGUUCUGGGGCCCUUCCCCUCCUUGGCCUUCCACUAUUCCGUUUGACCUCCUUUUUCCUUGGCCCCUCCUCCCCCUUGACCUGGUGCUGAUUGACUACUUCCACCUCCCCUGGGCUGGCCCCAGGCUGCUGUACUCCCGUAGGAUCCCUGGGCCCCUCCCCAACAUCCCGUGCCACUCAAGAGUUAGUGCAUAGUGUCAACGGUGCUUCCACGUGCAGCCUGGAGGCCUCCCUCGGGCUGCCCCCACCUUGGUGGGGCUACACUAGCGUUGGCGACUCCCCUUGCUCACCUUCUGCAUCCCAUCAGUUGCUGUAUCCCGCUACUCCUGCCUUCUAGAAUUAUGUGCCCUCCACACCACCAGGAGGCCUGCAGCAGCUUUUCCCCAGGCUCCCUGCUUCUAGCAGGGCCAGCUUCUUCCUGCAGUAGAGAGCUCUGGUGGGAGCGAAGGCUCCAUCACCGCCUCUCUCUCCCAAACGCUGCAAGGUCAAAGGUCCAGCCCCAGCACUGGCGCUGGCCUCUGCCCCUGUAGCCCAUCGUCCCCCCGCACUGAUGGCACACACUGUCUGCCUGUCCGACCCCACCUCCACACCCUUGCCUGCACUUUGCCUCAAGUGCCUCUCCUGCUGUGAUCUGCCUGUCACCUGCCCUUACCUGGGGGUGGCUUCCCCAGACCAAAAGGGAUGUUUUCCCUCCGCUCCCUUCCACGGGCCUUCUUUCUCAGACCAUGAACCCGUCCUGACCCAGGCUCUGACCUCCUUCCUGCCCAGGUACCUGCUGGAGCAGCGAGACGUGGAGGUGAAUGUGCGGGACAAGUGGGACAGCACCCCCUUGUACUAUGCCUGCUUGUGUGGGCACGAGGAGCUGGUACUCUACCUUCUGGCCAAUGGAGCCCGCUGUGAGGCCAACACCUUCGAUGGUGAGCGCUGCCUCUAUGGGGCACUGAGUGACCCCAUCCGCCGAGCUCUACGCGAUUACAAGCAGGUCACAGCUUCCUGCAGGAGGCGGGAUUACUAUGAUGACUUCUUGCAGCGGCUUCUAGAGCAGGGCAUCCACAGUGAUGUGGUCUUUGUAGUACACGGAAAGCCAUUCCGGGUGCAUCGCUGCGUCCUGGGUGCACGCAGUGCCUACUUUGCUAACAUGCUGGACACCAAAUGGAAGGGCAAGAGUGUCGUGGUUCUCAGGCACCCACUGAUCAACCCUGUGGCCUUUGGGGCCCUGCUGCAGUACCUGUACACAGGCCGCCUGGACAUUGGUGUAGAGCAUGUGAGUGACUGUGAACGCCUGGCCAAGCAGUGCCAGCUGUGGGACCUGCUCAGCGACCUGGAGGCCAAGUGCGAGAAGGUGUCUGAGUUUGUGGUGUCUAAGCCAGGCACGUGUGUGAAGGUGCUGACCAUCGAGCCCCCGCCUGCAGACCCCCGCCUCCGGGAGGACAUGGCGCUGCUGGCUGACUGUGCCCUGCCCCCUGAGCUCCGAGGUGAUCUUUGGGAGCUGCCUUUCCCUUGUCCUGAUGGCUUCAACAGCUGCCCUGACGUCUGCUUCCGAGUGGCCGGCUGCAGCUUCCUCUGCCACAAGGCCUUCUUCUGUGGCCGCAGUGACUACUUCCGGGCCCUGCUGGAUGACCACUUCCGAGAGAGCGAGGAGCCGGAGACCUCAGGGGGCCCCCCAGCCGUCACCCUGCACGGCAUCUCACCCGACAUCUUCACCCACGUGCUCUACUACGUGUACAGCGACCACACUGAGCUGUCCCCUGAGGCGGCCUACGACGUGCUGAGCAUCGCCGACAUGUACCUACUGCCAGGCCUGAAGAGGUUGUGUGGCCGCAGCCUGGCCCAGGUGCUAGACGAGGACAGUGUGGUGGGUGUGUGGCGCGUGGCCAAGCUCUUCCGCCUGGCGCGGCUUGAGGACCAGUGCACUGAGUACAUGGCCAAGGUCAUUGAAAAGCUGGUGGAGCGGGAAGACUUCGUGGAGGCGGUGAAAGAGGAGGCAGCGGCUGUGGCGGCCCGGCAGGAGACGGACUCCAUCCCGCUGGUGGACGACAUCCGUUUCCACGUGGCCAGCACGGUGCAGACCUACAGCGCCAUAGAGGAGGCGCAGCAGCGGCUGCGGGCGCUCGAGGACCUGCUCGUGUCCAUUGGCCUGGACUGUUGAGCCCCUGGCUGGGCAGCCCCAGGGGCCAGGAGCUCCCUUGGAGACAAGCAUGUGUAUGUGUUUGUGUGCAGCUCUUCUUCCUGCUCCCUGCACAUUGAGGGCUUCAUGGUGGGUGCAGGGGGCUCAGUGGGGCUUCUCUUCCCUCCAUGAGCCUGGAGACCCCAGGGGAAGAUGCAUUUGGGAUGAGCCCCCUCCCCCCAAUGCACAAGCCAGCCCCCAAGAUCCUGGGGGUGGGCACCACUCAGGGAAACCUGGGGUGGGGGUGGGCUUUGGUCUUAGCACUUUCCUUCCCCACAUCCCCCUCCCCACACCACCCCAGUCCCAAAUCCAGUCUUGUAGCCCUCACCCAGCCCUGGAUUGCUUCUCUAAGCCGGUGUUCCCAUGCACAGGGCCAUUCAGGAAGGGCUGGGGGAGUGUGUGUGGCAAUAAAGCUUGAAGGCAUUGUGGGAGCA